Molecule: messenger RNA, 5604 nt
Organism: Bolinopsis microptera
Lineage: Eukaryota; Metazoa; Ctenophora; Tentaculata; Lobata; Bolinopsidae
Product: tetratricopeptide repeat protein 28-like
Exons: 25
Coding region: 121-5022 (1633 amino acids)
Molecular function (GO): protein binding
Source: RefSeq, a predicted model, not a curated record
UAUAAACAAUACAUUUUCAGCAUGUCAUGAUUUAAAGAGCUAAUGAAAACUAAGAUUGUAAACAAAAGUCACGUGGUCUCAUAAUGUCUGAGAGAGGAAGUUCUGAAGCAGUUUCUGAAAAUGAGAAGAGCUAAUGUUGGAGGUAGUGGUAAUAUUUACCGGUCGAAUAUUCAGAGUACACAGAAGGAUGCUGACGAACAGAAAGCAGAAAAUGAGUUGAUGGAAGUUGUUCUAAAAGCAAAUCAGGCAUGUGAAGACGGUUUAUUCACCCAAGCUAUACACUUGUACUCAGAAGGUUUGCGCAGAGAACCCCAAAACGCCAUGGUGUUCAGCAACCGCAGUGCAGCGUACCUCCACUCAAAUGAUCUCCGUGCUGCGCUGAGUGACGCUGAUCGUGCCAUCAGACUACAACCAACUUGGAGCAAGGGCUACUUCAGGAAAGGACUGGCUUUGCAGAAACUCCAAGACUUUGAUGGAAGUGUUAUCAGUCUCGCUCAAGGACUCGCCUAUGAAACUCAAAGCAGACAAAUACUUUCAGCUAUUGUCGAAACGAUACUCCUCAGUAAUUUAAGAGAAACGUUCGACGGAACACAGAAGCAGCUCCGAAAGCUGGGCUUGGAUCAGAACCCCUUCGUAAUGUUAUCAGCUAUUGGGCAGGAGCUUCUUUCUGCUGGGAAGUUCAAAACAGCACUCUCUGUUCUGAAGAGCGCUGAGCAGGUAAACACCGAGAAUCUACGCUUGAAGGGAUCCCUGAUGUCUGCUCUCGCUUCAGCUCACUGGAAACUUGGUAAUCAGAAGCAGGCUAUUGGCUACAUGGAAGAAGACCUGGAAAUAUGCCGUUCCCUAGGUGACCAACACGGCGAAUGUAGAGUGAUGGGUAACCUGGGAAACGCCCACUAUACAACGCAACAGUACGACAGUGCCAUUCAGUACCACAAAGAUCAGCUGCUGCUCGCAACUGAGAUUAAGAGCAGGAAGACUGCUGGUAUGGCUCUGGGAAGUCUAGGCCAUACUUACUCGGCCAUAGGCGAACAAGACCAAGCCCUAGCGUGCCAUGAGCAGUGCGUGGCUCUCGCACAGGAGAUGGGCAACAAAGUCUCAGAGGCCGAGGAAUAUGGAAACAUUGGUUGUAUCCACCUGUCGAAAGGGGACCACUCAAAAGCGCUUCAGUACCAUGAGCUCCACUUGUCUAUUGCCCAAGAACUGGAUCAGUUACCACUGCAGACCAAAGCUUACUUCAACUUGGCUACUCUAUACCAACACAUACACGACUAUUCUCAAGCGCUCAAGUGCUACCAGGAGAUCCUGACAUUUGGUGUUAAGAUGAGGAGCAGAUCGGCGGAAAUGAGAGCGUACGCUGGUCUGGGGUCCUGCACUCGGCAGAUCGGGGAGCUCAUCACCUCACUUAACUACUACCAACAGUACCUGAGUAUCGCUCUUAAGAUACCAGACCAUUCCGCCGUCAGCAAAGCUCACUGUUGUUUGGGAAAUAUAAAUCAAGGAUUGGGCCGUCUGCCAGAAGCGCUUGAAUCUCACAAGAACCACCUAGUUAAAGUUCUGGAACAGAGGGACCGUAUGGCUGAGGGCAGGGUUUAUGGAAACUUGGGAAACGUCCACUGUGCCAUGGGCCAUUUUAACAAGGCUGUAAAACUUCACGAACAGGCGUUAACGAUAGCGGUGGAAGAAGGGGACACGGUGAGCCAAGCCUCCACAAAUGGUAAUCUGGGUAUUGCCUACCAGGGACUAGGAGAAGACAUCCCAGCACUGAAACAUCUGGACGCUCAUCUGACCAUAUCUAGAGAGUGUCAGGAUACGGAGGGGCAACUUAAGGCUCUGUCUAAUCUGGGCAACUUCCACGCUAACAAAUCAGACUUUAAUACCGCACAAGACCUGUUUCAAGAGCAGCUUGAGAUCAGUCAGGUCAGAGGUGACGUGGAGGCACAGUGCAAAUCUCUAAACAGUGUAGCACUACUCUACAAGAUACAGGGAUCACUUCACUCCUCCAUCAGCUUCGCUCAGAAAGCAGUCUCCCUUUCUGCAAACCGUCCUAGACUGCUCACCAAGAAUCUUGUUACACUUUCCAAACUGUAUCAUUUGAGAGGCCAGCACAAUGACGGGAGGAAUGCGUUACAACGAGCGUACGACACACAGACGGACACACAAACAGACACACAACAUUGUGUCCUCGUCAACGAGUUAGGUGGAGCUAAUUUGGAGUGUGGUUAUGUGAACUCUGCUCUGGAACUCUUUUCAAAACUAUCUGAUCUUGCUCAAGAUAAUCAGCUCUUCAACUUUGAAAUGAAUUCGUUAGCUGGAUAUGGGAAAAUCAACUUGCAGAACGGGAAUUAUGUCCGAGCUAAGGAAUACUUCGAGUCUGCCAUAUCAAUCUGUAAAGAGAGACAUCUGACGAAGGAUGAGUUUUACCAGCAGCUGAGUUUGAGUAGAGUGCUCUGUGCACUCCGGCAGUACGAAGAUGCUCACUCUUCCCUGGUCUCAGCUGGGGAGCUGCUGCCUAACAAACCUAAUCUCUCCCAAGAUGACAGGAACAUGUUAGCUGAACUCUCUUGUGGGUUCGGGGACCUCAGUCUUGCUAAAGGGGACUACACUGAUGCACUGGAACACUUCAAAGAGCAACGGAAUCUGUUAGUGGGUGAGGAGCAAAUCAGGGAAACUGGAAGCAUGGUUCUCUGUUUGUGGUUGUUGGGAAGCGGAUAUCAAGCUCUGAAGAUUCUGGAAUCUCUGGAAGAUUCUGUGACUGAAGAGUGUCCAUACGUGAUGCUGACUGUACUGGACACGCGAGCCAAGUUAAACAUGAGCGCAGGACGGUUCAGUGAGGCAAUACACCAGCACGAGAUGAGGUUAGAUCUGAUCAGAAGACAAGGAGACAGGGUUAAGGAGCUGUUGGUUCUGAGUGAUCUGGCAAACGCUUACCUGGUGGAGGGGCACUUCGACCAGGCGCUUGUAAACUAUGACCAGAGUCUCAUGAUAUCACGUGAUAUUGAUCAUGUGAUCGGGCAGUGUUACGCUCUCAUAGGUCAAGCUAAAUCGUAUUUUCAGAUGAGCGAGUUUGACACUUGUCUCAGGCUCUGUGACGAAGUCGAUGAUCUCUACAAGAAUUCCACCUUGAUCUCGUGCGAGUGUCGCCUACUUUUGGCAAGAUCAGCAUUGGAACUGAACGAAUUAGAACAGUGCAUAGAACAUGCUAGGAUGUGUAUCGAAGAGGCAACUUACUCACCCCUGCUGCUAGCUACUGCCACCGCAAUUCUUGGUCAAGCUCUCGUUGAAAAUGAGGAAGAAGCGGCCGGACACGAGGCAAUCGUUUCCUCUUGUUCCCAAUUUGAGAUCAUUCUGCUUCAACGAAGUAUAGACUUUAUUUACGAGCAAGUGAGCCCGAUUCAGGAGAUCUCCUACGCCUACCUUUACAACAUGCAACACAAACCUAUAGACACAAUGUGGGUUCAUGAGCGCCUCCUGAGGUGGGAGAGGGCCCGGUACUUAGCCCCCUCGUCCCCAUUUCCCGCCCCUCACGUCUCAUCCCAGUCUCUAAGUGAUGUGUGUGGGGCUCUGGGAGAGAAUAGUGUGUGCCUGGUAGUGAAAGUAAACACUACCCUGGUACAUACCUGGUACUUAGCUGGAGGUCAGCAGGGUCUCUGUGAUUACCACCAGGUUGAGAUCAGCGACAGGAACGAGUUCCUCAUGUCCUCAGAAGCUGCUGAAGUGAUGUUUGGAAAUGUUGUGAGUGACAUCAAGCGAGUCCUAAACACUCCAGAUUCCCUAAUUUACUUGGUUCUGUCGGAGGACUCCAUAACUCAACCCAUUGUCGACCAAGUGAAGUUCCAGCUGUUUCCUAGCAUACCUGUUUCCAUUUGCGGGUGUGUUGACGACCUCAGUAGACAUGCUCACCACACGACUCCAGAGAAAAGUCUAACUCCCGUCGUCUUCUCAUCACAUGACAUUCUCAACCAAGUUUCUGACCUGGUUAAUGGUCGCAGCACGACAAGAGUUGAAGACCUCAGAUCGUCCCACAUUCUCCACAUAUCUGCAGAUGUUAUUUCCUUCUCAGAACUGGAUCCGGAUAUGAUCUUUAUUGGAGACGUAUCUGCCGACUGUGUUAUUCUCUACAAUACAGGGGAGCUGUUGUACGAGGACAUCACGAGAAUAUCUGUCUGUUUACUCUCGAAUGUUCGGUGUGUUGUAACCCUUCUGGAAGUUUCUGAGAAUGUUCUUCUGUUCAUCGAGACUAUCAGUAAUCUUCUCAAGCAUGGGAGGAGCGUGAUAGAGGCGGUAACCUCGGAGAUGAGUCUCUUGCCCAAUCCUGCUACAGUACAAUGUUACGGGUGCGAUUGGUUGCCAAGACAACCUGACUACGUGUCAGGUGUGCGACUGUUGCUAAACUCUGCUGAUGAUAAUGAAAUCUGCCCGGCUAUCAGAGCCACUCUUGAAAUCAUUGACAAGAUAAAGACGGGAUUCAAUAGACAGGGUCCGAUGACGGUACAAUUUGAUAUACUGGGUCCUCUUCAAGGCUGGGAUGAAAUCCUACACUCUGUGGGAGCAGCCGUGUUCAGGGAUAGAGUAUCAGUCCCUGAGGAGAGAGAGGAGGGUGAGGAGGACUGGCUUCUGAAAACAGAGGAGGUAAGGACCAUGCUGACUUCUCUCUUGGACUGCGGGGAUGAUCUCUGUCGGGAACUCGUUCUGUUGCUCAGGAACAAGAACACUAAUGUCGUCACUCACAUCGCUGACAUACUGGAAGUGUACUUGAGCACCUCACAAGAGAAUGGUCCUCCUCCCAGACUACCUCUACCCACUGACAUCUACACAGCAGCUGCCGCUCUCAUUCAGGCAAUAGGUCUAUAUGACACAGGUGGUGUUGUCAAGGGGAGUGUUCUGCUGACUGUGUCCUCUGAAACUUCCCUGCUCAGGGCCGAAGCUGCUCUCUUCGUCAUCAAGUCUCUCUUCGAUUUGGGUAACGCUGAACAACCUUACCUCUCCCCUGCUGAUGACGUCGGAGCUAUAGAGAUUUAAAAAGCCCACUCACAGCUCAACUACUACUACUACUACUUAAGACACUACCAAAAGAGAUUUCCAACCUGCUGUCAGCUUACUCCCGAGAUACGAAAGUGAACAGUAAAAUGAUAUCGUAUUAGGCAACAAUGCGAAUGAAAAAGAAUGUUCAAACCGACGAAGUUCAAUGCAUCUGUUACGUGCCAAGUUAGAAAUGACGUAUCAGUGGGUUUGGUAGACCAUGAAAUAAGUUUUUCUCUUGAUGAAUCUGUACAUGUGAAGUAAUUUAUUGAUUUUUAUUUCUAGAGAAUUUCUGAUUUCUUCUAAUUAGACUGAGUUUAUUCAGAAGAAAUUAGAAGUUCUCUAGAAUAAAGCAUGAGAGAUUGAGGGAAACGAUUAAAGUUCCAGUCUAAAUUUCCCUAUUUGUUUGUCCGUAUUAUGUCAGUUUAGCAAAGAUUGUUUUUCAGUAUGCAAUGAGUAAUGACAUUUUGAUAUUCCAACAGUGUUACUUUACAGUUGAGUAAUUUGAAAAUGGAAGCUUUAUUUUAGAUAAAAUGAUAAUGUACAAUUUUUGAUUUCAAUUAAAUGACUUUCAGAACAAAA